AUGACGUUCGGUGCAGCAGAGGGCCAGCGAGGGCGAGGGAGACGCUCAGGGAGAUGGACUGGCAGAGCAGCCACAGUGACGGACUCGAACAUGCAGGCCCUCGUGAGGAUAACUCGGGAGCGGCGGCGUCUCGUUCUGUUGGACGGAGGGUCUCCGUAUUUUCUAAAGCCUGUUAGUUUUCAGUUGAAACUAACUUACAGGCUCCUGGUAUACAGGAGUUCAAGGCAACUUGCCUCAAGGUUUCAUGAACAGUUUAUUGUACGAGAAGAUCUGAUGGGUCUAGCUAUUGGUACACAUGGUGCUAAUAUUCAGCAAGCUAAAAAAGUACCUGGGGUCACUGCUAUUUAUCUAGAUGAAGAUACCUGCACGUUUCACAUUUACGGAGAGUAUACAGUGGGGUGUGCUUUGCAAUAUGUAUUUUUAAAACCAAACAUGAAUUAUUCAUUUUUUAACUUGGGCAAAGUAAUAGGAAAAAAUGGAAAACUGAUUCAGGAGAUUGUGGACAAGUCAGGAGUUGUAAGAGUGAGAAUUGAGGCUGAAAAUGAGAAAAUUGUGCCACAAGAAGCAGAAAUUAUUCCACCAAAUUCCCUACCUUCCAACAAUACAAGGGUUGGACCUAGUCCCUCAGAAGAAAAGAAACUUUUAGAUAUAAAGGAAAACAGUGCCCAUUUUUCUCAACCUAACAGUACAAAAGUCCAGAGGGUGUUAGUGGUUUCAUCAAUUGUAGCAGGGGAAUCCCAGAAACCUGAACUCAAGGCUUGGCAGGGUAUGGUACCAUUUGUUUUUGUGGGAACAAAGGACAGCAUCGCUAAUGCCACUGUUCUUUUGGAUUAUCACCUGAACUAUUUAAAG
Molecule: messenger RNA, 852 nt
Organism: Orycteropus afer afer
Lineage: Eukaryota; Metazoa; Chordata; Mammalia; Tubulidentata; Orycteropodidae
Product: synaptic functional regulator FMR1-like
Exons: 7
Biological process (GO): regulation of mRNA stability; anterograde axonal transport; regulation of modification of synaptic structure
Cellular component (GO): membrane; neuronal cell body; axon
Molecular function (GO): translation regulator activity; mRNA 3'-UTR binding; protein homodimerization activity
Source: RefSeq, a predicted model, not a curated record